Messenger RNA from Brienomyrus brachyistius, 5487 nucleotides. It is a transcript of the gene kif6, whose product is annotated as kinesin family member 6. Bases 198 to 2531 code for a protein of 777 amino acids. NCBI's taxonomy places the organism in Eukaryota, Metazoa, Chordata, Actinopteri, Osteoglossiformes, Mormyridae. The transcript is spliced from 22 exons. Gene Ontology annotation, biological process: microtubule-based movement; mitotic spindle organization. Gene Ontology annotation, molecular function: ATP binding; microtubule motor activity; microtubule binding. The record is from RefSeq and is a predicted model, not a curated record.
GGUGUGCGUUUAUUGUGAGAACAAGCUUCCAUUCAUUAAAGCCAGCGCGAGCCAAUGGCCGGUGGUGUCCUUCCUCACCUAGCAACCGAUGCCAUAGCGACGGGCCGAGUACUGAACGCUUAUGGGUUGCUUUCGAUGUUUCUAGCUAACUUGCCAAGUCAAUAAACCAGUUUUGUUCAGACUCCGAACACUUAAUAAUGGUUAAGCAGACCAUUCAGAUUUUUGCCCGCGUAAAACCUACUAAUAAAGCUGCCUCCAUAUACUCAGUGGAUGCGGAUGAACAAGAUGGCUCCAGCCUGGAGUUCCUGGUGCCCCGUGACCUGGCCGAUGGCUUCGUCAACAACAAGAAGGAGAGCUACAGGUUCAGGUUUCAGAAGGUGUUUGAUCAGAUGUCCAAGCAGGAGGAGAUAUUUGAGUACAUCGCCAAGCCCGUCGCAGACAGCGCUCUGGCCGGGUACAAUGGCACCAUCUUCGCUUACGGACAGACGGGCAGCGGGAAGACCUUCACCAUCACCGGAGGAGCCGAGCGCUACGGCGACCGCGGCGUCAUUCCCCGCACGCUAUCCUACCUCUACCAGCAUUUCAGCCAGGACAUCAGCAAGAUGUACACCACCCAGAUUUCCUACCUGGAGAUAUAUAACGACGUGGGCUACGACCUGCUUGACCCUCGUCACGGGGCCUCAGCCCUGGAGGACCUUCCGAAAGUCACCAUCAUGGAAGACCCAGAUCAAAACAUCCACCUCAGGAACCUGUCAAUUCACCAGUCGGCCAGCGAGGAGGAGGCUUUGAACCUGCUCUUCCUCGGAGAUACCAAUCGGAUGAUUGCUGAGACCCCAAUGAACCAGGCAUCCACACGCUCCCACUGCAUCUUCACCGUCCACCUGUGCAGCCGCGAGCCUGGAUCGGCCACCCUGCGCAGCUCUAAGCUGCAUCUUGUGGACCUGGCCGGCUCGGAGCGCGUGGCGAAGACCGGUAUGGGCGGCCAGCUGCUCACCGAGGCCAAGUACAUCAACCUGUCACUGCACUACCUAGAGCAGGUGAUCAUUGCUCUGUCAGAGAAGAAUCGCGCACACAUCCCUUACCGGAACUCCAUGAUGACGUCAGUCCUGAGGGACAGCCUUGGAGGCAACUGUAUGACCACCAUGAUAGCCACAGUAUCUGUGGACAAGAGGAAUAUUGAGGAGUCCAUCUCUACGUGCCGCUUCGCCCAGCGGGUGGCGCUCAUCAAGAACGAAGCCCAGCUGAACGAGGAGCUGGACCCCGCGCUGGUGAUUGUGCGUCUGAAGAAGGAGAUCCAGCUGCUGAGGGAGGAGCUGGCUAUGGUGACUGGGGAGCAGAGGGCGGAGCAGCUCGCCGAGGACGAGAUCCAGAAGAUGGAGGGCCAGGUGAAGGCCUUCCUGGACGACCCUGACCCUAACAUCACCCUGGAUCUGGGCCCCGACAUGCGGAAGAUCCACCACUGCUUUUCCUUGCUCAAGGCGAUGGUUCGGCCGGGUCAGGCUGGGGCAGCUGGACAUUCCCGUCCUCCCUCUGUGGGGAAAUCGGAGGACGGCCCCGCCCCAGGGGAGCUGAAGAAGCUGAAGGACAUGCUCCAGCAGCGAGACAACGAGAUCAGCAUCCUGGUGAGCAUGCUCAAGAAGGAGAAGAAGAGAGCGCAGGACUUUGCCGCUCAACUGGCCCCAGUGCCUACCGCCCAUCUGCAAUACCAGAAUACCAUGAGCUCAUCUCAGGCAACACCAGAGCUGGAGGCAGGAAGGGAGCAAGACAGCGCCCAGCCGUUUGCCCCACGCCAGCGACGAGGACCCGAGCUGUCCAUGGGCAGGCAGGAGGCCUUCACAAUCUUCAGGAGGGACCACGAGGACAGCGAGACCAUCGAGGACAACAAAACUCUGCUGAAGCAAAGGUUUGCAGAAGCCAAGGCAUUGGGGGAGCAGGUGAACGGAACCAGGAGCAGAGUCAACGAGCUGAAGCGGCUGUUGGAGCAGAGGAGGAUGCAGAGGGCAGCCCAGGUGGUGAUGGGAGGCCAUGAAGUAACAGAGGAACCAGACCCCACUGAGGAGAAGCUCUGCAAACAGAUUGAGGAAGAAAAGAUAAGUUACAAGAUGACCUUCAGCCGUCUGAAAGGGCUGAAGACUGAGAUCGAGCACCUGCAGCUGCUGCUGGAGAGGGCGAAGGUCAAGCUGCAGAGGGACUUCAGCGAGUGGUGGGCCCGAGAAGAGGCCUGCUUACAGGAGCUGGAGACAAAGGACACCGCUGCAGGCCAGAGUUUAGGACAGCAUGGCCAGUGGGGGGCACCAUCCUCCACCGCGCUCCCCCCAGCAAGGAGUGUCACCCCAACUCGAUCUGCGGCCACCAGCCACAGACUGGGCAGCCAAGACCCCACACCCCUGUCCCAGCUGAGAGUUCUGGUUCCCUCCAGUGACCUGUCCUCCAUUCCUCUCACUGGGGACCAGAAGACUGAUGCUGACAUCUUGGCCUUUGUCAGAGCCAGACAGAACCUGCUGAGCCGGACCGGGUUGAGUCAGAAGUGAAAGGUUGUACACUGACACUCGCAGCUCCAUCAUGUAAUGCUCCUGGAUCCAAAGGUGGAGUCACCAAGAAACAGACGCAUGAAAUCUCCUGUCCAGGAUUGCACCCAGGAUCAUAACAACGUGCACUGACAUUAUGGGCGGUAUGCCUUGAUUUGCUGGGCAUUAGUUACACUGCCUCCUAGUGGCUGGAGGUUGAAGACUUGCCAAUCCAAGGAGUACAGCACAUCAUCCAUGGAAAUAAGGAGAAUUAUGAGAAAGGUUAUUUCACAAUCUGAACAUUUGAUAUUGUGAGUCUAAGUGUCAGUGACUUCUUCAUUAAGGUGAUAUAUUGUAUAAAAGUUGUACUUAGGCUAUAAAUGUAUGUUUGUAUAAUGCAGAUAUGUGCUAAAAGGUACAGAGGAUUAUUCUGAAGCAGGAGUGCAUCAGCUGACUGCUGAACACGAGCAUCCCUGGUCUGGCUGUGCUCUGAUACCUUCUUCCUGAGAGAGAAAAUCUUUUGCCGUAAAUGGUUUUGCUUGCUGAACGCAGAGCUGAGAGUUUGCAUUAGUCCAAGUGCAUUUGCUUGUUGAACAUGAAGUGACCCCCCCCCCCCCCUCCCCACGCACGUAAAUUUGCAAUCGGAUCACUGUCAUCCUGAGUGUUUCCCAGGAGGAUCCAAACCUUGCACAAGUGGCCACUUUUUCCAUUGAGGGAAUGAGGUGAGCCGGAGGCCUGGAUGGACUCUGACCACCUGAUCCAUCUUCUCCUCCAGAAGCCGCUCCUAUGCUUCAUGGGAGCUGCCUGCCUCAUCCAUACCUGUAGCCUUCAUUGUAUAUCAUUACAUGGAACUAACACAUACUGGGCUAACCAAGUCAUCGAUAAGGGUACAUUUUCUGGAACUUUGUUGUGUGUUUUGGUUAGUUUACAGUUGUGGUUAAGUUAUUAACAUAAGGGCUGCAGCUGAACCAAAACAUAUCUGCUCAAGAUGGCUGUUAAUCCAGAGCCCCGGAACCCUCUCCACACUCCAGAGAGAAACCUCCACCACUGAGCAAAGCCACAAAUCUUUGGCCACCCACCGAGUAUGUAAAAUCACCGCAGGAGCCCAGCCAAGGAUUUGCAUCCUUGGGUUGUUUCUGGUUUGAUCAACUUGAUCACCUGCAUCACUAGAUGUUGUCUGAUGGUGGGGGCUCUGUAGCUGGUGUCAGUGGUCAGCACGACGUGCUGUGUGUCUGCAUGAGCACACACAUCGCAUUCCCAUUUUGGAAAAGUCAGUCAGGUUCAACUUUACAUAGACGAUGUCCUUACGCACAUCGUGGUUGAUGGUAGUUGUGGCUUCAGAGUACAGAGUACAUCAUGAGAGGUCAACUCCAGGACUUAGUCAAGUAGAUUACUGUGAAGGAUGAGAAAGGUAGUUAGAACCUUGUUCAGUAGUGAGACUUCCAACUUAUUCAUUCUGCUUCUAAUGCCCAUUCCCUAAGUCUAAACGCUUGAGCAGCCAACAGUCAGGUGAAACAUUAACUAAUGUUCCACUGGCUCUGUCUGCUAGUCCACCCCCCCCCCCCCUCCCGGAGUGAGGGGUGGCCGGAGGGGGUGGGAAUGGUGUUUUUUUUUUCAUCUGAGGUUAUCAAGGGCUUUUGCUGUCGGAAGUGCAGAGUCGUCACCAAUCGGGGUGUGAUCUGCCAGGCCUUUCGUUGAACAUGCCCUGCUGAAGCUGAGAUCAGCCAUUCUGACACCAAGCCUUCUGGAAAGUCUUCAGGGAAGCUCUUAAACAGCACAAGGGAGCAUGUCAGUAUAGCUUGUUUUGUUUUUUGGCUGCUUUAUAACUGAUGGACGUUUAGCAUGUUGCUAAGUCAGCCUGUGGAGGUCCCAUCACAGAAGCAAGUCCUCCGUAAGGAGUGCGCAUCCCACCUUCCAGCCUUGAUAUCCAUGGCUCGACUACAGAUCAGGAGGGUAAAGGUCAGCUGGACAGGACUGCUCAUCCUUGGCCACUUCAUAUACCUGCUUGGGGGGGCCACGGUCUUCCAGUUCCUGGAACGGGAGGCAGAGAGCAAGAAUCGACAGCAUUUCCAGCUGGAGAAGCUCCACUUCCUGGCUAAUUACAGCUGCCUGGAUAAGCCAGCACUGGAGGAGUUCGUGAAGGUAUCCUGGAGCUUCAACAUGGACUCUUCUAGCUAACCGUUAUGCUACCAUUAUGUUUCUCUGAGAUGAACCUUUCCUGUGUUUAUGAAGUGUCCCCCUUAAAUCCUACCGAAGAAAUCAAAUUCAAUCACUUGAGGUUUAAUUUGACUAGAUUUGAUUUCUUUUGAUCGGUGAAUGUCUCUGAAUGUAUUACCAUUGAUGGAAGGACAUUGAAUCCUUUAUUCUUUUACUCACAGAAAUCUUAGGAAUCGGUUUCACCUUUGCCAACAACCAGUAACAUCUCAUACUAAGUAAAUCCGGGCAGAUCCCAGCCAUCCCUGCCUGGAGAUGAGCUGCUGGAGUUGUUGCCAUGCUUCAGCACUUGUUGGAAAUCAAUGAGGCUAAUUUGAUAAAACAGAUCAAUGGAGUUUUCCAUUCAUAGCAUUUUUAUGUUUGCUGUGCUGAUAUAACACUCGUUUUUAUGGUGCUUCCUACCUCCGUCGCUGCUUUUUGGUCGCUCUCAUUGCUCUUUCAAGUCACCAUGUCCCUCAUUAAAAAGUGUGAGGCACCCAAAGCGCAUGGAUAUAGAUUUAGAAGGGGACCAGGUAUUUAAACAGUUGUUUUUGGGUCGAUCGAAUAUUCAGUUGAGAUUAUUUUUUAUAAAUGUAUAAAUUUAAUAUACGUUUAUAUAAAAGUAUAAUUGCCCUAAAGAACAGAGAUUUCGCAAGAACUUGCAACACAAAACAGUAAAUAUCAUACAGUUGAUAAAAUUUAUAAUAAUACAUUAUAUCAGUAGAUAUAAGACUGAAAAUAUGGGCUAGCUGUGUGAUGUUCUUGUGUGGUCUCUCAUGACGGUUAG